This is a messenger RNA of Melanaphis sacchari, 2269 nucleotides long. RefSeq lists its product as uncharacterized. NCBI's taxonomy places the organism in Eukaryota, Metazoa, Arthropoda, Insecta, Hemiptera, Aphididae. Bases 167 to 2182 code for a protein of 671 amino acids. The record is from RefSeq and is a predicted model, not a curated record. Gene Ontology annotation, molecular function: protein binding; endonuclease activity. The transcript is spliced from 8 exons.
UAAAUAUUAUGUUUUUAAACGAUUAGAUAUCUAUAAUAAAAUAUAAUUGUUAAUAGAAAUAUGGUAACAUCUUAUACAUAUUGAAAUCGUAUUCGUACGGGUACCGGAUGUGGUUUGAAACAAGUGAAAUAACAAUUGACAAUCAAUUAAUCGAUUUGUAACAACGAUGGCGAAAGCCAUAAUGAACGACGAAUGGAGAACCUUGUAUCUGGCUCGAGCACUUUAUGACGCAGUCGAGGAUUGUAAUAUUCAGCAAGUCAAUACUUUGUUAUCUCAGAAUAAAGCUAAUCCAAAUAUUUUGAUUCCGGAGGAAGGGAUGACAGCAUUUCAUUUAGCUGCAGGGCAUGAAAACUUGGCGUUCGGAAAAAUAGCGACCUCAUUAUUUUUACAUAAUGGAGGUGAUCCCAACGUACUUUGUGAAGGAAAUCGCACAGUUCUGCAUAUUGCUGUUGCAUGGAAUCGUUCACAGGUCGUUGGAAUUUUACUCAAAAGUCCUUAUAUUAUACCCAAUCCAUACAUAAAAGAUGAAGAUAAUCUCAAUGUAUUUAAUUACGCUGUGAAAUUUAGUGCAUGGGAAUCACUUGCUACUCUUCAAUCUUAUAUGAAAAACUACACAAGUAAUUUAAAAAAGCAAGUCUCUGAUGUAAUGCAAUCAAAACAUAUUAAAGAAAAAUAUCGUAGUUCUAAAAAAGCACAGAAUAUUGAAAAAUCGAUCGAUGCUGAAUCAACAUUUGAUAAAUCUGAUAAAUUAUGUACAAACAGUGGUUAUCUUAAUAGCAGUGAAAGUUUAGAUAGCAUUUCCAAAUCAACAUUUGAUUCAGUUGGUCAAAAAAAUAAUAACAUCGAUGAAUGUAUAUUAACUUCAACAGCUUACUCUUUUGAUGAUAUUUUAAAUAAAAAUGUUUCAUCAGACAAUCAUAUUACUGGAUUACACGUCAAGCGUAUUCCAUCUAAAAUUUAUUAUGACGGAUCUAUGUUGAGUUCAAUCAAAUGCGUAUCAGAUGAAUUUGAAAGCAUAGAAAAUAUUAGUUUUCCUUCCAGUAAUUUACUAAGUGAUUCUGAAUUAUAUGAACAUAACGAGGUUGAAUUAGGAACAAAAAAUAUUUUUAGCCAGGUAGAAGAUACAUCUUUAAGUGACAGUGAUUUGAUGUCAGAUAUAUCUGGAUUAUCUAGUUUGAGUUCCGAUGAUUUUUUGACAUGUACAGAUACAAAUUCUGAACGACAAAUUCGUAAUAGUGUUAAUAGUGUUACUUAUAAGACUGACAUUGAAUUGGAAGAUGUUACAAAAAGCUUAUCAACGACAAGUAUUUAUGGCUCAAUAAGCAAUUCGACUUCUAAAACAUCAGCUGAAUUAAAUAAUCUAGAAGUUUCAAAUAUUAUUAAUUCUUUAGAUGAGUGCAGUUGUAGUUUAGUUGAAAUUUCAGAUUGUGAUACAGAUUACAUUCGUGAAAGUCUUAGGGAGUGUGGCUAUCCGCCAGGACCAAUAGUACCUAGUACAAAACAAGUUUAUGUAAGAAAACUUAAUCAAAUAUUACAAAAGCAAACAGAAGAGAAGCAUGAUGAUAAGCCUAUUAAUAAUUCAUCUGGUUCAUACAGUAUGCAGUUAACUAAAGUUUUAGCUGAUGAUGCAUGGAAAAAAACUAUAAAAAGUUGGAGUAUUUUGGAAGAUUCCAUUGUUUCUGCUAAGAGUGGUUCGUCAUUUACAUAUUUAUUAUUAGAUCCACGUAUUACAAACAAUCUACCCGUUCGAGCUAAUGAAAUGAAUCCCAUUGAAAUAUGGCAGACAUUUAUUAGAUCAAUAUUUUACAUUGGUAAAGGCACCAAAUCUAGACCUAACGAUCAUAUGAAUGAAGCAUUUAAGGCUUGGGUCGAAAACAAAAAUCAAGAUAAAAGCCGUAAAACUGAAUAUAUUUUGAGCCUAUGGAAGGAAAAAUUGGGGGUGGUUUGUGUGCAAGCAUUCCACCAUUUGAUGAUAAAAGAAGCACAUAUUCGAGAGGCAGCUAUGAUUGAUGCUAUUGGAUUGGACAAACUUACAAAUGAAAAGCGUGGUACAUACUACGAUAACACAGCUCGAUGGUUGAAUAGCGAUCGAUGUAAACUUGGUUGCCAUCUUUUGUAUCGGGCCAUGCUUGUGUUUUUAGCUGAUGGUGAACGCCAACUGCGACCAGUUGAUUUGACUUAAUUGUUGACAUACUAUUCUUAUUAUAGUAUAUUUUAAAAGUUUUUCUUGAAUAAUAAUUUCAUGAUUUUAGAUCUAAUUUUUUUUUUU